Cuscuta campestris is the source of this 542-nucleotide messenger RNA. The record is from the annotation of a GenBank genome assembly. Lineage: Eukaryota; Viridiplantae; Streptophyta; Magnoliopsida; Solanales; Convolvulaceae.
CUCAAGUUGAAAAAUGCUUCCAUUUCCUUGAAACCCGACUAUCGAGGACAAGUGUGGUUUAAUGGACUACUUAAAUUUCUUGCAAAGCUAAGAUGCACUGAAAAUCUGUCACUUGAGGUGGCUUACGAAAAGGAUUUGAUUAUUCCGGAAUCGGUGAGGAUGAACUGCCGUCCUCCCCUGUAUGCUGUCAAACAUCUGGAUGUAGCGUUCCGUCUAUCAAGAUUGAAGCAUCCUGUUCAAGUAAUCGAGUCUCUUUUGUGGCUUGCUCCUCGUCCAGAAGCUAUAUCCAUAUGCGGUACUGAAUUUUCUGCUCUCAAGAAACUCGAGUUCACAUAUGAAAAGCCAUUGAGGGGCAAGAAGAAAUGUGGUUGCUAGAAAUCUGUGUCUGUAAACUCUUGGAGGCACUCCCUUGCCAAAGUCUGUAUCGGGUGAUUUUUAUUUUUGAAUGAAAGGCGACUUUCGUUCGUUGCUAUAUUAUUCAGGAUGUGAUCAUUCCGGAGAUGCUGAGGAUGAAACGCCGUCCUCCCCUGUAUUCUGUCAAG